Molecule: messenger RNA, 2035 nt
Organism: Diospyros lotus (date-plum)
Lineage: Eukaryota; Viridiplantae; Streptophyta; Magnoliopsida; Ericales; Ebenaceae
Product: common plant regulatory factor 1-like
Exons: 12
Coding region: 373-1662 (429 amino acids)
Biological process (GO): regulation of DNA-templated transcription
Cellular component (GO): nucleus
Molecular function (GO): DNA-binding transcription factor activity; sequence-specific DNA binding
Source: RefSeq, a predicted model, not a curated record
UCCCUCCCACUCUCUCUGUGCGGAAGCUAAACUCUUUUUCCCUCGCUCCCCGUUUUCUAGAGAGAGAAGGUAGAGAGAGAGAAAAUUGCGGCACCGGCGGAGAAAGCUUUGUGACUUCGGCGGCGGUAAUACAAAUUAGCUUUUCUUCUUCUUCAUCACCAUUGCAGGUAGUCGGAGUUAUUUGGUUGCUGCUUCUUUUUCUGUUAAUUUUUGGUUCAGAAUUGUUGGAGCUUCUUCGUCGCCGGAGAUUUGGUCGGCGGUCCGAGAGCCGAAGGCAGCCGAUUGUUCAAUCUGAGGCACAGGAUAGAUUGUAGUUGAAACUAUUUUCACGGGACUUCUGAAUCAGUCAAGAGAUAGAGUUGUUGCUUGACCAUGGGAAGUAGUGAAGAGAUAAAGCCUUUGAAGCCUGAGAAACAAUCAUCUCCUCCCCAGGACCAGACCAAUGUUCAUGUCUAUCCAGAUUGGGCAGCCAUGCAGGCAUAUUAUGGACCCAGAGUUGCUGUCUCGCCAUAUUUUAAUUCUUCCAUUGCCCCUGGUCACACUUCUCACCCGUAUGUGUGGGGACCACUGCAGAUUACAUGUAACUUAAAAGUAUUUGAUCACGCAGCCUGUGAUGCCACCAUAUGGGGCGCCUUAUGCAGCAAUCUAUGCACAUGGAGGUGUCUAUGCACAUCCUGGAGUUCCUCUUUGGACAUGGAUGGAUUUUCUAUCUUAUUUUCAUUGACAACACAGGCAGGUACUCCAAAUGUGGAAACACCUACAAAGUCAUCUGGACAUACAGAUAAAGGCUUGAUGAAGAGGUUGAAAGGGUUUGACGGGUUGGCAAUGUCAAUAGGCAAUGGAAAUGCUGACAGUGCCAAUGGCGGAGCUAAUCAUGUGCACUCACAAAGUGAGGAGACAGAAACUUCUAGCGAUGGAAGUAAUGGAAACACUGGACGGGGGAAUCAAAAUGGUCGAAAAAGAAGCUGUGAAGAAAAGCCAACUAUUGAAAAUCAUCACAAUCCACUUCCAGCAGGUGAAUCAAAUGGAGCUCUUGGUAAAGUCGGUGUCCCUCCUUCUAGUGUUUCAGGAAAUUCUGCAGGACCUAUUGUGGCAUUGGAGCUUAGGAAUCCUUCAAGUGCAAAGGAAAGUCCAGCUAGUACUCCAGUGACUCCACAACCUUGUAGCAUGGUGCCAAAUGAUGCCUGGCUACAGGUACAAUGUGCAUAUGAUCCUCCUCUGUCUUUUCAGAGUGAAAGGGAGCUCAAACGGGAAAAAAGGAAACAGUCUAAUCGAGAAUCUGCAAGAAGGUCGAGGUUAAGGAAGCAGGCUGAGGCCGAAGAACUUGGAAGGAGAGUGGAAUCCCUCUCUGCUGAGAACACCACACUCAAGUCAGAAAUUAAUCGACUCACUCAGAAUUCAGAGAAACUGAAGCUUGAAAAUGCCAUCUUGAUGGAUAAGCUGAAAAUUGCUCAAGGAGGACGAAUAGGAGAGACAGAUUUAACCAGCGUAGAUGACAAGAGAGUGCCUAUCAGCACAGAGAACCUACUGUCCAGAGUCAACAAUUCUGGAUCUGUUGAUCGAAGCGAUGAAGGGGACGAACAGUAUGUGAAAAACUCCGACUCAAAGCUUCGUCAGCUCCUCGAUGCAAAUCCCAGAUCAGACGUGGUGGCCGCGAGCUGAUCAGCGUAACCGUAACUCCUCACCAUCUCAUAGUUCGAAAUUUUAAGUUGUUCAGGUAGUUUUGGCAUAAUUACAAGCCCAAAAUUACCACUAACAAAGGAACAUAGUUGCAGAAAAUAGGGAGCAACAAUACAAGACUCUGAUUUCAAGUGCUUGUGGGUUGUGAAGUAAGCUCUCUCUAGGCAGAGCUGGAGUGUGUUUUAUCAGAUAUAGAGUUGAUGUAAGUUGGAAGUAUCUAUAUUAGGAAGUGUUGUUAUUAGAGAUUUAUGUAUCUGCUUUAUGUAAUGUAUUUGGCCAGAUUAAUUUGUGAGAGCCAUCUAUGAAGUUUUAUAAACAUUUGCUGACCUUUUGGAAUGCCUCCUUCCUUGUUGAA